Messenger RNA from Rattus norvegicus (Norway rat), 471 nucleotides. Lineage: Eukaryota; Metazoa; Chordata; Mammalia; Rodentia; Muridae. The record is from RefSeq and is a predicted model, not a curated record.
AUGGUUGCCAAAAAAGAUGUCCACAUGGCCAAACGCCCCGAGCUGGCAGACAAGAACGUGCCCAACCUUCACGUCAUGAAGGCCAUGCAGUUUCUCAAGUCUCGAGGCAACGUGAAGGAGCAGUUUGCUUGGAGACAUUUCUAUUGGUACCUCACAAAUGAGGGCAUCCAGUAUCUCCGAGAUUACCUGCACCUACCUCCGGAGAUCGUGCCCACCACCCUGCGCUGCAGCCAUCCCGAGACCGGCAGGCCUUGGCCCAAAGGUCCAGAGGGUGAGCAACCUGCAAGAUUCACAAGAGGGGAGGCGACAGAGACACCUACAGAAGGAGUGCUGUGCCCCCUGAAGCUGACAAGAAAACUGAGGCUGGGGCUGGCUCAGCAACAGAAUUCCAGUUUAGAGGGUGUUUUGGUCGUGGACAUGGUCAGCCACCUCAGUGAAGUUGGAGAUUAUGUUGUGUUGAAUACACUUUAA